This is a messenger RNA of Dissoconium aciculare CBS 342.82, 1175 nucleotides long. RefSeq lists its product as uncharacterized. The record is from RefSeq and is a predicted model, not a curated record. The transcript has 3 exons. Bases 91 to 1068 code for a protein of 325 amino acids. NCBI's taxonomy places the organism in Eukaryota, Fungi, Ascomycota, Dothideomycetes, Mycosphaerellales, Dissoconiaceae. Gene Ontology annotation, molecular function: protein binding.
CAUGAGAACCAUGAGCGCCAUCUCAUUGCUGUCGUGGUCGUCGACAUCUGCUGCUACGUUCAGAUGACACUGCUGUUCAUUUGAUACCACAUGGCUGCCCUAGAAACAUAUAUUCGUCGGACAGUCGCUCCCACGAGCCUGUCGCUGAUCCAACAUCAAGUGCUGUUAUUUCUGAGGCGAAAAAGGUUUCAAAGCGCAAAGAAGAAACUUGCCAUCAUGGAGCCCCUCGAUCCUAUUAAGCUGACAAUGCUGCCGGCUGAAAUACUACAUAUGAUAGUCUCCUAUCUACCAACGUCCUCACUUGUUGCUGUCAAAUUGACUAACAAGCGCCUCUACCGUGAUACCAUUUCUCCGUCUCCAGGCUGGCUGAAGACUGCAAGCACGUGCGAGAAAAAAGCCGCGCGACGAUAUAUCAACGAGCGCAAGGACCUAAUCAGUGGCCGCCGUCAAUGUACGACGUGUAACCUGAUCACAUCGACCGAUCGGUUUCCCUGCGACGCGCCCAUCUGUAGAUGGCAUGAGCAGUGGUUCGUCUCGACCACGAUCCCUUCCUUCCUCGAGACGGGCCUGAAGGCUCGACUGGUACAACUCGGCAAUCGCACUGAAGAGCCGAAGUACAUCGCCAUCGACAGGAUGUAUUGUGCGCACAAUCGCGACAUUAUCGGCUGGCACGUUAUGGAUUGUGAAUGCGAAUGCGACUCGUGCGGACACUACCCGGUCAAGUGCUACAUACGAAUUACAAGGAAGCUGGGGAAUCCGCGAUAUGCAGAGUUAUCAGAAGACAGAUCCAGCGUCAGCGAGGAACGUUGGUUUUAUGCUCCAGGCCAAGCAUUACGAAUCUAUCAAAAGAGCGCACCCGUUGUCUCGUACAAUGCCGCUGUGUGGUCGAAAAUUGUCGUAGGACGAUGCAACAAGCAAUCACAGCAGCCUCAUGUCGACUAUCAUAAGCAGCUGGACCAAAGGAACGGCGGGAGCGAAGAUUUGAUGGUCAGUCGAGUCAAAGGCCAGUCGUCGAUCAAGUUUCGUAUAUGCGACAGAACACACCGGAUCAUGUAUCAGUCUGAGUAGAACUUUCUGGGAAUGGGACAGCAUACACCUCAGCGAAAAGUCAAGACUUAUCGACGGAGCUGCGUGAAGUAUCGAAUUGCCGGAUCCUCUUCAGCGCGCGCGGCGUG